Molecule: messenger RNA, 360 nt
Organism: Dovyalis caffra
Lineage: Eukaryota; Viridiplantae; Streptophyta; Magnoliopsida; Malpighiales; Salicaceae
Source: the annotation of a GenBank genome assembly
AUGUCCCGGCUCAGGACAUAUAGUGGGCAGCGCGGUCACAAUGCGAUGGUUGCCGGAGCUGGAUUUGUAAAGGCCAACGAGGAAUUUCAGAUUUUUGAGAAGUCCGAAACCCCAACAUCUCUUUUGUUAACAUCUCCACAAUCAGGACAACAUCAUCUCUAUGAGAAUCUCAACAGCAACUUCUACAGUGUUAUGUUUCUAAACAAAAUAAAGCAUGCCAUAUCUAUGAAUAUCCUCAACUUCCAGCAAGGCAAAAGCACCUCUGUAAUGGCAAGAUUUGACGAAGACUUUAUUUAUAAAAUGACACUUGCAAAAACAAUUUGGGAAACAGAAAUGCAGCUCCAAGAACAACCAUCCUAG